This is a messenger RNA of Gigantopelta aegis, 1277 nucleotides long. RefSeq lists its product as uncharacterized. Bases 1 to 1053 code for a protein of 350 amino acids. The record is from RefSeq and is a predicted model, not a curated record. The transcript has 4 exons. NCBI's taxonomy places the organism in Eukaryota, Metazoa, Mollusca, Gastropoda, Neomphalida, Peltospiridae.
AUGAAGCUGCAACGAUUGCUGAAAAAUAACAUAGAGUUUGUGACAAUAGAAGAUCGGAAAAAUCAUUGCCACUGUGAACUCUGGGAAGGAAAACGGUGCAUUGGACAGUUUAGUCAGCCUGAGCAAGAUGAAAUAAGGAUGAAUAUUCAAGAAAUGACACCCUUCGAGAAAGAUCUAUUAUUGCUUGGAAUGGUAAGCAUGGCAAUCAACGAUUCAAAGAUGACCGACCGAUCAAAGAAGAAAACUCAGACGGAAAGGGCGCUUACCAGAAUUCGCUGGUUCUUCAUGGGUCACAAACGGAUAUGUCGAGACACAUGGAUAUAUCUAAUGGAAACAUCAAGGGACACAUUAACAAAAAUCAAGCGUCACUAUGAGGAAAACGGCUUGGUUCCAAGAGUAAAGAAAUCAGGUGGACGGUCCAAUAGCAAACAUGCACUGGUGUUGGAUGAUGUUCGAAACGUGACCAGGUAUAUAUUAAACUUCGCUGCAGAUCAUGCCAUACUCCUUCCAGGACGUAUCCCAGGAUUCAAGAGGUAUGACAUAAAAGUGAUCCCAAGCAAUUUUAACAAAACAGAGGUGUGGCGCCUCUACCGUGCUGCUGCAACACCAGAUCAACGAGUCGUUGGAUGUUCCACAUUCAGAAAACUCUGGGCACGCCUCACUCCCUACGUUGUGAUAGCCAGGCCUGCAUCUGAUCUUUGUUGGACAUGCCAAAAGAACAAUAACUUGAUUGCGAAAUGUGUGAAUGUAGAUGAGCAGUCCAAGUCAGAGGUAUUGAGAAAACAAGAACAGCACCUUCAUCUUGCUAUGAUGGAACGAUUUUUUACCAAGCCAAGUGCAGUGAUGCCAAAACAACAGCUGCAACACACGGGAUUUCUAGGUUGGAACCAUGUAGACCAAACUCAAAGGACAUACACUUCAACUACUCCUUCGAUUAUGCACAACAGGUGCACUAUCCUGCCGAUCCUCAGCAACCUGGUCCAAUAUACUUUAAGACCCCUAGGAAAUGCCAGGUGUUCGGUAUACAUGCAGAAGGAAUACCAUGUCAGAUAAAUUAUUUGAUUGACGAAGCUGUUUUUAGUGGCAAGGGGGCAAAUGCCGUCAUCAGCCUUCUACACCAUUUCCUGGGCAACUAUGGAAUUGGUGAAAUGCACCUUGAUCUCAAUGCAGACAACUGCAGUGGCCAAAACAAAAACAAUUGUGUAAUGUGGUACCUUUGCUGGCGUACUCUUGUGGGACUUCAUACUACAAUUCACAUGCAUUUCAUGUUAGCAGGC